Messenger RNA from Acromyrmex echinatior (Panamanian leafcutter ant), 579 nucleotides. RefSeq lists its product as uncharacterized. NCBI's taxonomy places the organism in Eukaryota, Metazoa, Arthropoda, Insecta, Hymenoptera, Formicidae. The record is from RefSeq and is a predicted model, not a curated record.
AUGUCGGCGGAUAAAUUAAAAAAUCAUAUUGAUUCGCUGCAAGAAAAUUCUUUAAAUAAGAAAGCAGAUUCCAGCACGAUUUCAGAAAUUAUUGAUAAAAAUAAUACCAAGAAAUUCAAAACUCCAUCUCAAAAACAGGAGAACAUAAGCAACAUCGAUACUAAUAAAAAAAUGCAGACUAAACAAAAUUUUGAUUGUGUGAAGCACGAAGAAAUUGCAAUACUUUCUCGAUGUCAGUCAAGUAAAGAUUACGUGACAAUGGUCAUAAACAACCAAAUGGAUUCUCGUUAUGAUCGGGUUAAACCAGUCCUACUUCGAGUUGUAAACUGGUUUUUUGGUGGUUGCCCAGAGGCAUCAAAACGACAUCGAAAACAGACUGACAAAGUCGAAAAGGAAGAAAUUUUCGAAUCUGAACGGACCAACACGUGGCUCCUCUAAACGAACGAAGUACCUGCAGCAGUAAAGUGCAAAACUGUCGAUAAACGCAGAGAUCUACGUCUUCAUCUUAAUGUAAUAUGAAGAUAAUUCUAAAAUUAUAGUAAAUUAUUAUUUGACGAUUUUCAGUAUUUUAUUAUUAAU